AACUGUUUGCUGAUGAUGCUAAAUAAACAAAAAACUGCUGAGUCAUCACACACAGCCAAUACUGAUUGGACAUGCGUGUGUGGCGUUGCGUCAUUGAGCCUCAGAGAUGGAUUCACUCUGCCGACUGAUCCAGUUUUUCAGGGGCUGAUGAGCUCGGGUCAUUAAAGCUGAUGGCAACAGCUUUGAAGGGUGAGCGAUAAGGAACCUUUUUUUAAGGAGGAAAAGGAGUUCCUCACAAUCAGUGACACCAGUCGGCUGCGUCUCGCGUCUGCAGCGCUCUUUCCGGGGCUCAGACUCCGACGCUGCUUCUGGGAACUGCUCCACGCCUCCUCCACGUCUCCAUCUUUUUUUUUUUUUUUUUUUCAAACCUCAAGGGGUCCCGUCUAGAGGUGCUCCUCCCCAUGUCCCACUUUCCCUCCGACUGCCACUGCCAGCCAACAGGAAAGGAGCAUUUAGUCACGGCUCACGGCUUCUUUUUUUCGUUGAUGGUGCUGAAUCCAGACCUCGAUGGAAGUAGGGAGAAGGGCGGCCAUGUUUCUCCGACGUCCUCGUUGUCUCUUUCUCUCUCUCUCUCUGCUCUCCAACGAACACACGCACGUGACCUUCUGAUGGAUCGGAAUGAGUUUUCCCUUUUAAAACAGAAGGUCUGACUCACGCAGGCGGAGAGGGUCGGAGCGUCAUCCGUGCACUGCUGAACAGCAGAUCGAAGGCAUCGUCACGAGAAUACAAGAUGAGAAGGCAGGAGGUGUGGCCAUCCGCACGGUCAAAAGCUUCCUCUCCAAGAUCCCCAGUGUGGUGUCAGGGGCGGACAUUGUUCAGUGGCUGAUGAGAAACCUCUCCAUCGAGGACCCAGCUGAGGCCAUCCACCUCGGGAGCCUCGUUGCCGCCCACGGCUACAUCUUCCCCAUCUCUGACCACGUCCUGACGCUUAAAGACGACGGGACCCUUUAUCGCUUUCAGUCUCCGUACUUCUGGCCGUCAAACUGCUGGGAGCCCGAGAACACCGACUACGCCAUUUACCUGUGCAAGCGCACCAUGCAGAACAAGGCCAGGCUGGAGCUGGCUGACUAUGAGGCUGAGAACCUUGCCCGGCUGCAGAGGGCUUUUGCCCGUAAGUGGGAGUUUAUCUUCAUGCAAGCCGAGGCUCAAGUCAAGAUCGACAGGAAGAAGGACAAGGCAGAUAGAAAGAUCCUGGACAGCCAGGAGAGGGCCUUCUGGGACGUCCAUCGACCGGUGCCGGGCUGUGUCAACACCACAGAGAUGGACAUCCGCAAGUGCCGGAGAGAGAGGAACCCCCACAGGGUGAAAAAGUCGGUCUACGGGGUCACGGACGACGGCCACGGCCAGCCGAGCCCCGCCCUCGUCGGCUCCCAGCCGGAGCGGAAGGCCACCAGGGAGGACGUUCAGAAGGAGAUCACCUUCUUGAACAUCCAGCUGGACAGACACUGCAUGAAGGUUUCCAAAGUGGCCGACAGCCUGAUGGGCUACACGGAGCAGUUCAUGGAGUACGACCCCUUCGUGUCGGCCCCCGAGCCCUCCAACCCCUGGGUCAGCGACGACGCUGCCUUCUGGGACCUGGAGGCGAGUCGAGACCCCAGCCAGCAGCGCGUGAAGAAGUGGGGCUUCUCUCUGGAGGAGGCGCUGAAGGACCCGGCGGGUCGAGACCAGUUCCUGAAGUUCCUCGAGUCGGAGUUCAGCUCGGAGAACCUGAGGUUCUGGCUAGCGGUGCAGGAUCUGAAGCGGCGCCCCCUGCGGGACGUGGCGUCCCGCGCGCGCGAGAUCUGGCAGGAGUUUCUGGCCGAGGGCGCGCCGAGCUCCAUCAACCUGGACUCCCACAGCUUCGAGCGCACCAGCCAGAACCUGAGAGACGCCGGCCGCUACAGCUACGAGGACGCCCAGGAGCACAUAUUCAAGCUGAUGAAAAGUGACAGCUACGCACGCUUCUUGCGAUCCAACAUCUACCAAGAUCUCCUGUUGGCCAGAAAGAAGCAGCCGGCAGACAGUGAACAGGGCCGCCGCACCUCCCUGGAGAAGUUCACCCGCAGUGUGGUAAGUCCUCCGGAGCUGUGGCUGCUCAUAUAUUACAAACCACGCUGUCUGGCUGCCUGUCAAUGGGUCACAUGUCACUCGGCCGCGGCUCGUCACAUGCCACGCAAACGCGGCAGCGGGACGGUUCUGUGCCUUGUCACGUGUGUUGGUUUUUAAUCGGCC
Molecule: messenger RNA, 2211 nt
Organism: Pungitius pungitius (ninespine stickleback)
Lineage: Eukaryota; Metazoa; Chordata; Actinopteri; Perciformes; Gasterosteidae
Product: regulator of G-protein signaling 6-like
Exons: 15
Coding region: 826-2205 (459 amino acids)
Biological process (GO): G protein-coupled receptor signaling pathway; positive regulation of GTPase activity; intracellular signal transduction
Cellular component (GO): neuron projection; cytoplasm
Molecular function (GO): GTPase activator activity
Source: RefSeq, a predicted model, not a curated record